AAAGCAACGGCCCAGUCAGCUACGUUAGACUAAGGCCGCUCUGCUAGCACGUAUUUAUAGUUCGUCUGACUCGCCGCCACAACAUGUCAGCUCUGUAUCGCGCUGGUCGGACAUUCGCGUGUUGGCCGUCGACGCACAAUCUUUGGGAACGGGCAAAUGAGCGACAGUAGAAGUUAAUAGCCACUGCUAGUACCCGAGGAAGACGUAGAAAUGCCCGGCUACCACCGGCGUAAAAGUCGGAAUCGUCAGCACUCUUUGCUAAUAACGCUGCCGUUACUGUUGUCUGACUACAUCAGUUGCUCGGCCUCUUUAGAAGUGGAAUAAACUGAGAAAUGCGCGAAUUUAUGUCGAACAGAUGUCUGCUUGGAUAAUGUAGAGGUUGCUAGUAAACAAACAUAUGUAAUUGGAAUGAUGAUUAUAGCAUCUGUAUAUAAUCUGUCGUAGUAAUUGAUUUGCUGUGUAUAAGUGGAUAUGAGAUGAAUAGACAAAAAGUGAAGCCAGCAAAGGCAUCAGUUAGGCCGCUUUUAUAGAGUUCAGGCGAUCUGGGAGCUUGCACAGGCAAUUCUCAAAAGACACAGAAACCAGGGAUGAAGAAAAACGUUAAUUUCGAGAGAAGUGUAAUUUAAGAAAAAAUGCUAGAUCGCCGCCAGAGCCAAUAAAGCGGAAAAAGGUGUACGUGACACGCUCUGUGUGAUCCACUAACAAUCGUGUAUACACUGUGACACGUAGAUAGUGUAUUCUUUGGCCUAUACGCAACCGACUCCGGAUUUUAGAGCCGUCGGAGAGAUCUGUCCACUGCUGGUGCCUGUUAUAUACCCUUUCUCUUAAAGGGGUCCAUCGAAAGCUUCUACAAUGCAUCGCUGCCACUACUACUGACCUUGGACAAUGGUGCUCGCCACCAAAUAACACACCCCUCAUGUCAUACUCUCAUGUCUGCCUAUUGUUAUAUUUUGGUGACCGCUCUCAAUCCACUCCCCGUCUGGUCUGCGCCCCACUCUUCAUAACGAUUAGAUCCAUUGAAAAGAACACCUGCGUCCUCAUCGGUCCUGACAGGACUUGCGGAUAUAAAGUACGCUUUAAUGCGGCACACUAGCUUACCGAUAUGUCGCCAAUCACAGCUCUGUUUUGGUCACAAUUAGAGAGCGUGUUUUACCUAGUACGUCAAUACCUCUGAUAAUAGAACACAAUUAAUAUUGGCGUCUUUCUGAGACCCAUCCGUGCACGACAGCUCAAAACUGAAACACUCAAAGCUACCGUGAAGCCAGCCAACCGCCAAACGUCGCCCAUCUUUCUCGGAGAGUGGGUUCAUAAACAGUGUGUCCUUCUCAUUCCUCUAAACGCCGCUGCCGUUUAGGCCAGCCCCGUUGACACUCAUUAACCGCCGACGCUACUUGGGUCAGUUAAUCGAUCCAACUACACAUGGACACGGAUCCUCCUAGUAAUUUAGUAAUGAGUAGUGUCGAAGGGAUCUUUGAGAACUGAGCUCGUAGUACCGGUGGUCAUCAGGACACUAAGGGGGCAAGCAGGAACUUGCCCCCUGCCGCAGAACUAUAUCAGCACCGCUAUCAGAAGAUGUUUUAGCGUUCCGAGCUAGUUAUGAACUUCACUAGAGUCGGAUGGGGGUGCUAUUGAGCUUGCCUCCGACGAGCAUGUAGGUGUAUGAGGGACUCGUAGAAACCAACCUCGGCAGGAUUGCGCAUGCAUAACCAAAGUUCAUAGUCAAAUAUCAGUGCGUGGGCGGUGGUAUUACGUUGAACUGUGUUUUGAACGGAGCCCCAACAAAUAGCGCAACGGGCUUCUAUACCAGUGGUUUAACGUGAUAAAUAUUACUAACAGGGCGUUUAUGAAGACGCUUGACGGAACAGCAUCAUCGGACGCUAGCAAAAACAGUGUUAGGAUUUGUUUUAAUUAAAGAUAGGUUGUCAGAUUUGAAUCUCAUGCGUAUCUAUUACUGGCGGCAUAGCAGCUCUUAGAACGUUUUCAGCUACAUUUGCGAGGGUUAACCGUGGUGAGACUGGUAUAUACGGUGGCUGCUAUUUACGCGUUUCAAAUUGUGCGUUUGGAGCAAGCGUGGUUGCCGAAUGGUCUGUUCGGUUUUUCAUUAUCUAUACAUAUCUUGGCUCGGGAGAGGAUGCACAAGUACCGUAUCAGAAAUCUUUCCUAAGGACUUGUUGCGAAUCAGCCUCAAAUAGUGAUGUGAACAUGGAGCCUGCGGUUCGAUGUGGAUUAUGCUCAGAUGUCCGUGUUGCUGAAUUGCAGUAUAAGUGUGCGCAGAACACAGCGGCAAGGGCGAUGUUUAUCGGUAGGUCGAGUGGGGUAAGACCCCAAGGAAACCAGCGACGACCACUGAAAAAGCAGUUGAAUUAUGCGGCUCUACGAAAAACGUGUAUUGAAAGCGGUGCAUUAUGGGAAGACCAAGAGUUUCGAGCGGAUGUUACCGCGCUAGGUAGCGACGGCGGACGCUGGUUAAAAGACAGCCACGGAAUCGAACCCGGGGCUAUUGGAUGGAAAAGACCAUUUGAGCUGACGGACGACCCAAAAUUUUUUGUCGAGGGUCUCGCAUCUACUGACGUCACUGAAGGGAUUGCGGGUAACGAUUGGUUCGUCUCAGCGGCCAGCGCCCUCUCACGAGAAAAACAACUCUUCAAUAAGGUAAUACCCUCGGCAAGUUCAUACUCACUGGUUGCAUCGGCGGAAGGAGGGAAGACCUCAUCGAAGUUCACGUACUGCGGCCUUUUCCGUUUUAUGUUCUAUCAUUUCGGAAGAUGGAAGCAGGUGUUAAUAGAUGACCGACUUCCCAUUGAUCCAAAUACAUCGGUUCCACUGUUUGCCAAAUCCAGGACAAAGGACGAAUUUUGGCCAGUAUUGCUAGAAAAAGCCUACGCCAAAUACCUAGGCUCGUACGAAGCUUUGUGCUCCCAUCGGUUGGAGCAGGCUCUAGUGGACUUGACGGGCGGCGUGGCUGAAAUUUUGGAUAUAGGUGGAUCAGAGAUGACGCCCCAACUCAAGGACGAACUGCAUGCACGAUUAAGCGACGCCUCACGUAAAGGGUCACCCCUCUGUGCUAUGCACGAACUCUAUGAGGAAGCUGAUGGGCUUACUUUAACCGAAGGUCGACUACCGUGCGGUAUCAUGAAGGGAAGACCAUAUACCGUGACAGGUUUUGCAAGUAUUGACAUCUCGGCGUCAGCAGCGAUUCGAACGCUCUUCGGUGGACGACAACAACUUCGAAUGGUUCGACUUCAGGACCCGUGGGCAGAUUCCAAAUACACUGGGGCAUUUGGACAAAACUCUUUCAAGUCUCAUCUGUCAUACUCAACGCGGUCAUUGAGACGAGCUCGAAAUCGUGCUCUAUUUAAUCCCUGCAGUUCAAGCAGCGACCCCGAUAUUUGCCCCAAUUAUGUAUUUCAUUACGGGAGCAGUUUCCACGGAAACGCUGGUGGCGCUAGGACACGGAAUCCUGGAGUCAGUAGUAUCAGAACUGUGACAGCUUCAUGCCAGGACCAUCGCUCCGACGAAAGACUGAUUGAGUGCCAAACUGAUACCGAGCAAAAUAAUAGAACUGAAUAUAUGUACUCUACGAAACAGUUACUACGCUUUCAUUCCAGCUCAGUCGAAUGGACGCGGCUCAGUCAAAUCGAGCGUUCGAAACUUGGCCUUAAAAUUGAACAGGCGGCGGAAUUUUGGGUGACGUAUGAUGACCUGUUAAAGUACUUUACCCAAUUUUUAAUAUGUCAUUUGAGUCGGGGCGCCACUGACAGAAGCGGAUUUUUCGGAAGCCUGGCCAACUACGGUUCAUCGUUGUGGGAGCACGCGUUUACGGGCGAGUGGACAAUUGGAACAAAAGGCUCAAUUCAGGACAGAGCAGGGGGCUCGGCGGCCGAUAGUGUCUUACGAAAUCCACAGUACCUUCUCGAGGUGAUACAGGAACAGGCCGAAUUAAUCGUGUACCUGAUGCAAGAAUCGCCGUUUGAAGCGAUUGGAUUCAUCCUUAUGAAGGUGGAGGCGAAUCGCCAGUUUCGUCUGCAUCGCCAAAAAGAAGUUAUAUAUUCGUCAGAAUUUUUAGCUUUGCGGGACCAGCUCUCACGCGUUGGUCCGAUACCUCGAGGACGUUACAUUCUUAUUCCGUGUACGCUUGAGGCAGAAAUCUCACAGACUUAUCUCGUACGCGUGCUAGCUAAACUGGGUGCUGUAGUCAUGCGAGAAUUGUUAUUAGAUCAGCCCCAGAAGACUUUUUUAAGUCGAAAGCUACCUUCACUAGUCACUUACGUGAAAAUCUAUGGCGCAAAGGAUCUCGUCAAAAAAACACCAUUUUCAAUGUCGCCAUAUUGUGUCAUACAAUGUGAGGGGACGUCCGCCCGAUCUGCGAGCGGUAAGGGUACUUCGCCGCAGUGGAAAUUUGAGGCACUAUUCUAUCGGAAAGAUCCGAAAUCCAGUGUCACAAUACAGGUGUGGAAUCAUAGUCUUGUGAUGGAUCAGUGUUUGGGUCGAGCAAUUCUACCACCGGAAACUGGUCCCGAGCUCAAGGAAUUCGAAUUAGCCCUGAAUCUGAAAAAGUGUGAAACACCGGUCGGCUAUGUGACGGUAGAAACGUAUACGACUAAUGAUGUCCUUUCCGUAUAAAAGACUCCAAGCAACUGUUGACCUCCUAAAAUGAAUCUCAAAAAAUUGAAGCCCAAGAGAAAGCAUUUGCGUACAUCGUGCUAACUUAAACAGAAUCCUGGCAAGUAACUGAGGUAAAGAUGAACCGAUAAUGGAUUGUGGUAAUUGAAAUAAACACGUAUGUGUGGUAAUAGUUUCGAUUAACGAAAGCGACAACUGUUGGUUCGUGCUGCGCCAAGUGGUGCUAGCUAAAGGAAGUAUUAAACGCCAGAGAAUUUUCACUGUAAUAUAUAAAUAUAAUUAUAUUAAAAGGCUAAGACAAGCAGAAGAAUUGA
Varroa destructor (honeybee mite) is the source of this 4937-nucleotide messenger RNA. RefSeq names its product calpain-5-like. Gene Ontology annotation, biological process: proteolysis. Gene Ontology annotation, cellular component: cytoplasm. Gene Ontology annotation, molecular function: calcium-dependent cysteine-type endopeptidase activity. NCBI's taxonomy places the organism in Eukaryota, Metazoa, Arthropoda, Arachnida, Mesostigmata, Varroidae. The record is from RefSeq and is a predicted model, not a curated record.